AGCGGUGAUAAUAAGCCAAGCCCGUCGCUCUCCCAACUCUUGGUUGGGACCUCUGGGUUCUUCUGGGCUGGGCUCGAUCCACCCGCUAGAACCCCCCGCCCAUUUCAACUCCAUUUGGGGUCCCUCCUCCUCCUCACCCCCGGGUUCGGCGAAUCAACUGCCAGUCGCCCUGGACAAGCGAGCUAGUGCGAAAUGCCAGACCUCAGGCUGUACGCACUGGGAAUAGCUGCGGCCGUGGUGACCACGGGUGUGGCCUACGCCCUGUGGACCUACGUCUCCGCCCUGCGCCCGGCGAGGAGGCCACACCUGCCCGGACCCGAGGCUGCAACUCCUGCGCGCGGGCGCGCAGAGGAAAGAAAGCAAACAGGAGCGGUGGAAAUGGAGAAUGUGAAGAAAGGGAAGACUAAGGAAGUGGCGAAGGAGAAAAUUAAGGUGAAAGGAAAAGAGGAGAGAAAGAAAGAAGUGUCAAAGGGGAAAGAGAAAGGGAAGGAGACAGCAGCCAAGAAUGAGCAAUUUAAAGAAAAACCAGAGGUAGAGAAGAGCGACAGCACCAAGUCAGAGACGCCUCUGGAGUCAUCCGUAGAAAACCAGGACAAAAAUAAGCAGAUCCUAGUUCUAGGCCUGGAUGGAGCAGGGAAAACCAGCAUCCUCGACUCUCUAGCUUUAAACAAAGUCCAGCAUAGCAAGGCACCCACCCAAGGUUUCAAUCCCGUUUGCAUCGACAUUGAAGACAACCAGAUGGAGUUCCUGGAGAUUGGCGGCAGCGAGCCUUUCCGUUCCUACUGGGAAAUGUACCUGUCCAAGGGAUUGUUGCUGAUCUUUGUGGUGGAUUCAGCAGAUCACAAUCGAUUACCUGAAGCCAAAAAAUUCCUUCAUCAACUAACAGAAGCAAAUCCAAUCCUUCCUCUGGUUGUGUUUGCACACAAACAGGAUCUCGAGGCAGCCUAUCACAUUACAGAUAUCCACGAAGCAUUAGCAUUAUCUGAGGUGGGAAAUGACAGAAAAUUGUUCUUGUUUGGAACUCAAGUGACCAAGAAUGGCGCAGAGAUACCUUCUACUAUGCAAGAUGCCAAAGACCUGAUUGCACACCUGGCUGCAAAUGUGCAGUAAGCAGGACGAGGCCCACUGUAUGACUAACCACCUACAUGUCAUUGGGGAAUGCUGAGUGGCAGGCUUGAAACCAAAGGUUUCCACUUUCGAUUAAAAAAUAAGACAUUUUC
This is a messenger RNA of Ictidomys tridecemlineatus (thirteen-lined ground squirrel), 1220 nucleotides long. It is a transcript of the gene Arl9, whose product is annotated as ARF like GTPase 9. The record is from RefSeq and is a predicted model, not a curated record. Gene Ontology annotation, molecular function: GTPase activity; GTP binding. Lineage: Eukaryota; Metazoa; Chordata; Mammalia; Rodentia; Sciuridae.